Molecule: messenger RNA, 453 nt
Organism: Aspergillus pseudotamarii
Lineage: Eukaryota; Fungi; Ascomycota; Eurotiomycetes; Eurotiales; Aspergillaceae
Exons: 1
Coding region: 58-303 (81 amino acids)
Source: RefSeq, a predicted model, not a curated record
AGCUUACAGUCAUCGACGGGAAUCCUCAGAAAUCUCCAAUCAAAUCACCCCCCUUUCAUGAGUAUGGGAAUCAGAGCUGGAACACCAGUCUCUUGGUCAAUAACUUUUUUUUUUCUUCAAGCUGUCCAUCUUCAUCUUAUUCCAUUGCAUCUUCUGGUGCAAAUUCAACAUCACUUCAUGAGCCAUCGGACACUCAGUGGCAAAUGGGGAACUUGUCUUUUUUUUUUUUUUCCUUCGCCCAGGCAAAACGUGGCAAAAUGUAUAAACAUACUCCGUAGUACCGACUCACUGUUAGUUAGUUGAUUAGUUCCUUUGGUACCCUAGGUACUAAUGAGUAGUAGUACAAAGUAGUCUCCUAAUGUCUUUUUUCUCUUCCUCCCCCCACGGGUAAUCGUCAGGAUCGUUGACAACUUCUAUUAUCCUGAUCCACCAUGAGUUCAUAUCAUAACCAAA